Molecule: messenger RNA, 2043 nt
Organism: Phodopus roborovskii (desert hamster)
Lineage: Eukaryota; Metazoa; Chordata; Mammalia; Rodentia; Cricetidae
Gene: Lrit3
Product: leucine rich repeat, Ig-like and transmembrane domains 3
Exons: 4
Coding region: 1-2043 (680 amino acids)
Molecular function (GO): protein binding
Source: RefSeq, a predicted model, not a curated record
AUGCAGCGCUUUGCAUGGCUGUGCCUUGUGCUUGGUUGUCUGGGAGGAGUGAGCUGUACCUGUCCCUCUCAGUGUACCUGUGAUCAUCACAGCAGAAAUGAUGGCUCCGAAUCAAGGUCGGUGUUGUGUAAUGACCUGGAUAUGAGUGAAGUCCCUACAAACUUCCCCGCGGACACUGUGAAGCUUCGAAUAGAGAAGACUGUGGUCCGAAGGAUCCCCGCAGAGGCCUUCUACUACCUGGUGGACCUGCAGUACCUCUGGCUGACUUACAACUCAGUGGACAGCAUAGAACCCGGCAGCUUUUAUAACCUUAAGCAGCUGCACGAGCUGCGUUUAGAUGGCAAUUCUCUGACUGCUUUCCCUUGGGCAUCUCUGCUGGACAUGCCCCAGCUGAGGACACUGGACCUGCACAAUAACAGAUUAACCCGCGUGCCAAAUGAGGUGGUCAGAUAUCUGAAGAACCUUACCUACUUGGAUUUGUCAAGCAACCGACUAGCCACACUCCCACCAGAUUUCCUGGACAGCUGGUCCCAUUUAGCUGUGACACCUUCUAGAAGUCUGGAUCUUCCUCCGAGAAGAAUUAUUCUUGGUUUACAGGACAACCCUUGGUUCUGUGACUGUCACAUUUCCAAAGUGAUUGAGCUGUCAAAAGUUGCUGACCAUGCGGUUAUACUUGUUGACCCUCUGAUGGUCUGCAGUGAACCGGAGCGCCUGGAAGGAAUCUUGUUCCAGAGGGCGGAGUUGGAACAGUGUCUGAAGCCAUCAGUGAUGACCUCAGCUACCAAAAUCACAUCCGCUCUGGGUAGCAAUGUUCUGCUGAGGUGUGAUGCCACUGGCUACCCCACCCCGCAGCUGAUGUGGACUAGAACUGACAGCUCACCAGUUAAUUAUACAGUAAUUCAGGAGUCUCCAGGAGAAGGAGCCAGAUGGUCCAUCAUAAGCUUGACAGGCGUCUCCUACAAGGAUGCUGGAGAUUACAGAUGUAAAGCCAAGAAUCUUGCUGGGUCGUCAGAAGCUGUGGUUUCUUUGACCGUUGUUGGCGCUAGUACGACCACCCUAUUGCCAGCCACUUCAGAAAGCAGCACUGGAGAACACCCUGAACAGGGUCACCAGCCGGGAGCAGGAAGAGCAACACCUCUACCUCCGCCACGGUUGUCACCAGGGAUCUCUUCCACUUUUCCCCAUUCCACUCCCUCACCUGCUCUGUCUACAUCCCCAUCGCCUCUUUCUUCCUUUCCUUUGCCCCCUGCCUUCUCUGUUGCGCCUGCAACCACAAGUGUAAAAUCCAGCAGCUCAGAAAGCACCCUCAGGUUGAGCUACCGGCCACCCGAGCUCCACCCUGGCGGGAAAAGCAAGGCAGAGCUAGAGAAGAGCAGAAGUAAGUUUCCUCCCGUCAGCGCAAGUAAGAAAGAGGAGUUGGCACUGUUGGAUCAGGCAAUGCCGAUGGAAACAAAUGUCACUGUGCACGACCUCAGGGUGGCCAGUGAAACUGGAGCGAGCGUGACUUUGACAUGGAACUUAAGCCGCGCCACACAGGAGUCUGCUGUGACUGUGUUCUAUUCCAAGUACGGAGAGAAGGACCUGCUGCGGCUGAACACAGACUACGGCAAGAACCAGGCAACCAUAGACGGCCUGGAGCCCGGCAGUCAGUAUGUGGCAUGCGUCUGUCCAAAAGGACUGGCUCCCCGGAAGGACCAGUGUAUCAUCUUUGCUACCAACAGAGUGGAAGAAUGGGACUCCCAGUGGUCACUCCUUAUAGUGGUGACCAGCACGGCCUGUGUUAUAGUCGUGCCCCUAAUUUGUUUUUUAUUGUAUAAAGUCUGCAAACUGCAAUGUACAUCAGAUCCUUUCUGGGAAGAUGAUUUGGCAAAAGAGACGUAUAUCCAGUUUGAGACCCUGUCGCCCAGAUCACAGAGUAUUGGAGAGCUGUGGGCUCGGAGGCAUAAAGAUGACACAGAGAAGCUGUUACUGUGCUCUCGGGCAAGCGUAGACUCUCCCGGGAAUGUUAAAAGCGAUGGCCUCAGACCAGAAUAUUAUUGCUGA